Drosophila ananassae is the source of this 1968-nucleotide messenger RNA. RefSeq names its product E3 SUMO-protein ligase ZBED1. NCBI's taxonomy places the organism in Eukaryota, Metazoa, Arthropoda, Insecta, Diptera, Drosophilidae. Gene Ontology annotation, molecular function: protein dimerization activity; DNA binding. The record is from RefSeq and is a predicted model, not a curated record.
UUCUUAUUUAAACCAGGGAUGUCGAAACUCUGCCGCAGAACGGAUGUCGGGCGGAUGUGGACAUCCGCAAAAAAUUAUUACUUGUACCUUUGGUAAAAGCUCACCAUAGAAAACGACAUGAGCAAGAAAAGCAAUGUGUGGCAGUUCUUUUACAAGGCUUCGGACACUGUUGCCACAUGCGGCCUGUGCCAAAGAAACUAUUCGCGAAAAGGACGAGGUACAACCUGUCUAAGGAAUCACCUCAAAAGCAGACAUCCUGCGGAGUUCAUGACUUUGUCCGAAAACAUCAAGUAUGUGGUCAAACGAGAGAUCGGUAGCAGUCCGUCGCAGCAUCCCACGGCGAAUUUAGAGCUGAAGUUGAACGAGCCAGACCCAGAUCCAUUAGAAACAGGCCAUGGAAACUUUGGGGAUACUGAGGACUUGCUCAUAAAUGCUCGCUGUGAUGAAAAGCUGGCACUUUGUAUGUUUUUAAAUCAAUCAUUUGAUUUAAUAAAUGGAAACGGAUUCAUCAGUUUUGUGAGGACUUUGCAGCCACGAUACGUGAUCCACCCAAAGAUAUACUAUGAGAAAAUACUGUGCCAGGAUAUACACCGAAGGAUUCAUUCUCAAAUAAAGCAACAGGUGGACCUGUUAGACGCAAUAUCCUUAUCCACUAGUCUCUGGUGGGGUGGCCAGGGUGAAGGACUCCUCAGUUUGUCUUGUUCCGGCAUCACCAGGGAUUUUCGGUUCAAUAGUUUCAUGCUCAGGUGUGAGGCUAUUAACUUUGAAAAUGCCAUCAAAGUGUCCCGUAGUAUUCGGGAUCUUAUACCCACUCUGACGAUUGAGUUACCUAAAGAUAAAAUAUUUUGCGUGGUGAGAGAUGAGUUUUCCGCUCCUCCAGGAUCACUUCCCGAUUGCAGCGCCCACCGCCUCCAAAUGUGCGUGAGAUUCGCCCUGCAAUCCAACGAAGUCCUCAUGAAUCUGUCAUCAAAGUGCAAACAAAUUGUUGACCACUUUGCAGCCUCCAAGAUGGCCCACGACCACCUGAAAUUUAUCCAGGAAAUGCGCCUGAAACGAGAUCCCUGUUCUAUCUUAAACACUGCCUCCUCUAAGUGGAACUCAUCCUUUCGAAUGAUGGGUCGAUUGCUUAGGAUGAAGGAUGCCAUUACCCUGUAUGCGGACGAGAACAGCCUUAUACAAGUAUACCCGGAUGAGUGGAUAGACAUCGAUUUGUGUCUUAAAGUAAUGCAGCCUUGCGAAGAAAUUAUGAAGAUAUGGAGCACUCCUUCAACAUCAGCAUCGUCAGUGAUUCCGCUGGUGGCCGCUUUGAGGGACUCUCUUAGGACGGAUGUUCACAACUAUGUUUCCUCUGUGACCAUUUGCAGUUUUGCCAGAAAGCUUCUCGAAGAAUUGGAAAUGAAGUUCUCGCACAUUACAAGUGAUAUUAAGUUUUUGAUGGCCACUUAUUUGGAUCCACGGUACAAGCAAGCUUUCUUCACUGAACGAGAGGAACAAAUGGUGGCCAAUGAGGUGUUGCUGCAACUGAGCAGAGUCCAGGACGAUCGAGAUGGACAGCCGCUCAUGAAGAUAAGCAAAGUUUCGUCAUCUGCGUCCCUUAAAAAUGAGUCCAAGAUUGACAGUAUACUGGACACCAUGCUGACAAAUGGCACUACCAAUACCCAGCAGGCAACAACCUCCUUUGGAUCUCAAUCGCAAAUUAAAAAUCUCCUAUACUUAUAUAACUCGGAGCCGCGAAUCGGAAGGGAAAUGGAUCCAUUAUUGUGGUGGAAAACCAACGCCAAAUAUAGUGCCAUGUUUCCUAUUGUUCGUCGGUUUUUAUCGGUGCCGGCUGCCAGUAUUGCCAGCGAAGGAUUGUUCAAGGAAUCCUCAAACGUUUACAAUGAUAUGCAAACAGUGUUGAGCCGUGAAAACGCUUCCAAAAUAUUACUAAUCAAGUCUAACUUUAAUAUGUUCAUUAGUAGAGAUUAG